ACUACUAACAAGAGUGCACUGCAUCUCUCGCCUCCGCAUUGGGCGCCCUUAUAUUUUAAACUUCCCACAAUAAGCAUCAGUAACGUCGCGACGCUCGCAUUAGACGCUCCAAUAUUACCAUGGCGCCCCGUAAUAAGGACCAAGAAGCAGAAGUACUUAACUGGAUUUUCCAAGUAAUAGGUCAACCAGUUCCAAAGGGCGAAUAUGAAGAUAUUUUACGUGAUGGAGUUGUACUCUGCAAUCUUAUGAACGUUUUAACACCGGGAAGCGUUAAAAAGAUCCAAAGCAAGGGUACCAACUUUCAACUUAUGGAAAAUAUUGAGCGCUUCCAGAAAGCAGUGAAGGCGUACGGAUUGCCACAAGAAGAAAUAUUUCAAACCGCAGACUUAUUCGAAAGAAGAAACAUAUCCCAAGUUACACUAAGUCUUUACGCUUUGGCCCGAUUGACACAAAAACACCCCGAGUACCAAGGACCGUCCCUUGGACCCAAGAUGGCUGACAAGAACGAAAGAAGUUUCACCGAAGAUCAAUUAAGAGCAUCUGAUGGUCAUCUCGGUCUUCAGAUGGGUUACAAUAAGGGCGCAUCUCAAUCUGGUCAUGGCGGUUUCGGUAAUACAAGACAUAUGUAACUUAAUAUUCAUUUUUGAAAGUUGCAUUUCGUAUUUAUUUAAAAGUUCAGUCCAUAGAUGACCUCUAUGUGAAAGUUUAGAAACCGACAUCUUACACUACAUAAUAAAUAUUUUUAUACUUCAUACGCCUUGUCUUUAAAUAAAAUUUAACAACUUUA
Molecule: messenger RNA, 787 nt
Organism: Photinus pyralis (common eastern firefly)
Lineage: Eukaryota; Metazoa; Arthropoda; Insecta; Coleoptera; Lampyridae
Product: myophilin
Exons: 2
Coding region: 120-629 (169 amino acids)
Biological process (GO): actomyosin structure organization
Molecular function (GO): actin binding
Source: RefSeq, a predicted model, not a curated record